Prosopis cineraria is the source of this 2179-nucleotide messenger RNA. Its product is annotated as cysteine-rich receptor-like protein kinase 2. Gene Ontology annotation, biological process: protein phosphorylation. Lineage: Eukaryota; Viridiplantae; Streptophyta; Magnoliopsida; Fabales; Fabaceae. The transcript has 8 exons. The record is from RefSeq and is a predicted model, not a curated record. The coding region runs from base 60 to 1940 and encodes 626 amino acids. Gene Ontology annotation, molecular function: protein kinase activity; ATP binding.
UGAUCUCUCUCUCUCUCUCCCCUCCUCCUCCUCCUCCUCCUCCUCUUCUCUAACAAAGCAUGCUCCAAUCUACUAAUCUCCUUCCCUUAUUCUUCUUCUUCGUGUGCUGGUCAUGCGGGACUCUAAACGUCGUGGUUUCGGAGCCACAGACCAAUCUUCUGUACACUGCGUGCAGCCCAUACUACGAAUUCGUGAUCUCCAACUUCAGCAUCUUCAGUGAGAACCUAAACGCAACGUUUCGAGACCUGAGAGAGCAGGUGAAGGACCAAAACAAGCACUUCGCUACGUCGCAGGUAGGAGACCAGAACAACCCAGCUUCCUCUCUUUUCCAAUGCAGAGACUACCUCUCCAUCGCCGACUGCGUCGCCUGCUUCGACGUUGCUGCCGUUCAGAUCCGCAACUGCUCCGCUGGGACUCAUGGUGCUCGCGUCGUCUACGACGGCUGCUUUCUCAGGUACGAGGUCAGCACUUUCUUCAGUGAGACAACCUCAUUCAAUGCUGUAUCGUGCGGGAAUCGUAGUGCAGGAGAUCAAGCCACAGAAUUCACGUCAGCUACCCAAAAAUUGCUAACGAAUCUGCAAGCGACAACGCCCACAAUCACUGGCUUUUAUGCAGCUAGCAAGACCCAAGUGCCUAAUAAUGGUGGAACUAUAUAUGCCUUCGCUCAAUGUAUUGAAACUAUCACACAAAGUGCUUGCCUGGAUUGCCUCAACUCUGGAUAUAGCAAUAUGCAGACUUGUCUUCCCAAUUCAGAUGGCAGGGCUUAUGCUGCUGGCUGCUUCAUGAGAUACUCCACCACUUCCUUCUUUCCUGAUAACCAAACCAUUGAUACUAUUCCCUUGGUCAAACAAGGUCGUAGUAGCAAUAAUAAGGGGGCUAUUAUUGGUGGUGUGCUUGGAGCUGUGGUUGUUGUUUUGGUGGUCCUUGCAUUACUUGUUUGGAUCAAACGACCAAAAAAGCCAAAAAGUGUUCCUAGAGAUGACAUACCUGGAGCAAGCAAGUUGAAACCACCAGUAACUUACAAUUAUAGGGACUUGAAGCUUGCAACAAAAAAUUUUAGUGUAGAAAAUAAACUAGGAGCGGGAGGGUUUGGUACUGUAUACAAGGGUAACUUGAAGAACGGGAAAGUAGUGGCGAUCAAAAAAUUAACUUUACGAAACUCCCAAAAAAUGGAGGAAGAGUUUGAGAGCGAAGUGAAGCUGAUAAGUAAUGUUCAUCAUCGAAAUCUUAUUCGACUUCUGGGAUGCUCUAGUAAAGGAGAUCAAAGAAUCCUUGUUUAUGAAUACAUGAAAAACACCAGCCUUGAUCGAUUCUUAUUUGGUAAAAGGAGAGGUUUUCUCGAUUGGAAGCAGAGAUUUGAUAUUAUUUUAGGAACAGCAAGGGGAUUAGCCUACUUACAUGAAGAAUUUCAUGUUCGUAUAAUACAUAGAGAUAUAAAGACCAACAACAUCCUUUUAGAUGAUGAUCUUCAGCCCAAAAUUGCUGAUUUUGGAUUGGCAAGACUCAUACCUGAAGACAAAUCUCAUCUUAAUACAAAAUUUGUUGGAACAUUGGGGUACACAGCACCUGAAUAUGCAAUUCAUGGCCAAUUAUCGCAGAAAGCUGAUGUUUUCAGCUAUGGCGUUGUAGUCUUGGAAAUCAUCAGUGGUCAAAGAAGUGAAGAAUUGAAGGUCCAUGGUGAAGUUGAAGGCGAAUUCCUCCUUCAAAAAGCUUGGAAAUUAUAUGAGAGAGGAAUCCACUUAGAGUUGGUGGACAAUACCUUAGACCUUAAUGAGGAUGAUGCAGAAGAAGUGAAGAAAGUCAUGGAGAUUGGUUUGCUUUGCACUCAAGCAUUUGCUGACAUAAGGCCAACAAUGUCAGAAGUAGUUGUUUUUCUCCAAAACAAGGCCUUAUCAGAGAACUUAAAACCCACCAUGCCUCUCUUGAUUCAAACUAAUUAAUUAGAGCUCCAACGGAGGCUCCUUAAUUAUCCUCUCUGCUGCAUCCUCUACUACAUGCAUCUAAUAUACUGUCAAUAUUGCGUUCUACAGAAACGUGUGGUUUUAGUGUGACUUGGAGUUCCUAAUCAUAGAAGAAAGAGAAAAUGGAAAGUAAUGAUCCUUCAUUCCAUAUACCACUUUGUAUAAAUUAAAGUCUUCUCACUUGAACUUCGAUUAAAUUAUAUUUUGUUUGGCUUUCA